Molecule: messenger RNA, 869 nt
Organism: Saccostrea cuccullata (small rock oyster)
Lineage: Eukaryota; Metazoa; Mollusca; Bivalvia; Ostreida; Ostreidae
Product: deubiquitinase OTUD6B-like
Exons: 2
Biological process (GO): protein deubiquitination
Molecular function (GO): cysteine-type deubiquitinase activity
Source: RefSeq, a predicted model, not a curated record
AUAUCUGGAAUGGUAGAUGAUCUGAGCCUGGAGAAUGUGAAAGGAUCUGAGGACGUGUCUCUCCAGGAACCUAAGAGGGUUUCCAAAGCUCAGAAACGUCGGAACAAAAAGACGGAGAUGGAGAGGCAGAGACAGGAAGAGAUAUCACGUCAGGAAAUAGAAAACGAGACAGGAGCUAGGAACGUGGAGUACCAGAGGCUGAAAGAGUUACUGAAGGAAAGAGGAUUACAGAUCUCCGAGAUUCCGUCUGAUGGGGACUGUCUGUAUAACGCAGUGGCUCACCAAAUCAAUAAUGGGGGACAUCGUAUCGACUGUAAAGAACUCAGGGGGCAGGCUGCUAGCUACAUGAGAGAACAUGCUGAUGACUUCCUUCCUUUUCUGACAACAGAUAGUGGGGAGCUUUUUACAGAGUCUGAUUUUGACAAGUACUGUUGUGAACUGGAAACAACAACAGUGUGGGGAGGUCACCUAGAAAUCAAGGCACUGUCACAUGUUCUCAAUCAACCAAUCACAGUGCUUCAGAGUGACACUCCUCCAGUAACACUAGGUGAUGAUUGUCAAGGUGACCCUGUGACACUUGUGUACCAGAGACAUGCUUUUGGUCUUGGAGAACAUUAUAACUCAGUUGAACCACUACAGGAGUCUGCAGAGACAUAGUCCCAAAGUAAUAAAUUAUACCGGUAUACCAUCACCAUAGCAACCGAUAAACAUGGAAAGGAAUACCAGACAACAAAAGUCGUUUCUCCUGUUACACCACACUAUGGCCAGGUACAUUGGUUACCUUAAUUAUGUGUCAAACACUCAGAAAUCUGCUGUAACGACAGACUAUGGCAUGAACAUUUAUUGGAUUGAUAUAAUAUAAACUCAUU